Messenger RNA from Lytechinus variegatus (green sea urchin), 2279 nucleotides. RefSeq names its product probable xyloglucan galactosyltransferase GT15. The transcript has 3 exons. Gene Ontology annotation, molecular function: glycosyltransferase activity. The coding region runs from base 658 to 2151 and encodes 497 amino acids. NCBI's taxonomy places the organism in Eukaryota, Metazoa, Echinodermata, Echinoidea, Temnopleuroida, Toxopneustidae. The record is from RefSeq and is a predicted model, not a curated record.
GUCUGGUCAUGUAGUAGGUCCAUGGUCUGGUCAGGUCACCCGGCCCUCAAUCCUAUUCCUUAUUAAUUGCCUUGGAUUAUUAGUCUGCCGAUUCAUCUCUUAUUACCUGGCUAUAAUCCCUUUAAUGGCUUUUGUCCAGCUUAUUCUUCAGCAAUUGAACUCUUCAUUCAUGUGUUGACCACGCGCAGGGAUUCGUUGAUUCGCUUGAUCAGAUGCUCGAGUGGAUAUUGAGCUGAAGAUUGAAUACCAUAAUCAUGAUAAUCACAUCAUUUCGAAGAUUUGUUGUGAAGUCCCUGGUUGUACCGCAUCCCUCGCAUGGUCUUUGAGUUUUAGGAUUGCCCCCAUCGAUUUUUGGAAAAUCAUCGAUUAAGAUGGCAAAACCUACAUAGAGAUCCUUGAGACGCCGACGAACCUUUUGAAUCUCCACCCUCAAAUUAAUGGAGUCGACAAUGAUAUUCUCCUCAUGAUUCGAGAACAGUGUACGACUUGCUGAUGUCCCGGGACGAGCCUGAAAGUUGAGUGCAUCAUUCCUCCUUUGGUGCUUUGAUGUGCGUUCCUCCUUCAAAGCUCAGCCCAAGCAGUAUAACUGGAGACGGUUCAGGAAAGAUUGUCGACGACGACAUCAUUCUCUUAGUUCAGAUCUGAUGAUCUUCUAAGAUGCGGCGCUGGUUUCGACGUCGACGCAGUACGGUGGUGGCAGUAUUAUUUACGGUGUUCGCUACCGUGAUCCUCUUAGCUCGUGUACACGAUGUCGAUGACCUCCAAGACGAGACGGAUGAGCACCGGGAUAUACUGGUCCGGCAGAAGCAGAGACAUGGCGAUUAUGGACGAAAACGAUUGCAAGCUCUUCCUGAUGAUCUUCUUCUAUCCCAAGACAACCAGGAAGACACUCCACCAGUCAUCUUCAGAGCGGAUAAAAUUCCUCAAAAACCUUCUUUCUUGGUCUAUGUCUACGACCUUCCAUCGAAGUUCAACACCAAUCUGACAAAGUGCGUACAGUAUGGCGAUCCCUGCUUCAAAUUCGACUAUUACGGAAUGGGUCCGGAGCUUCGAUCGACAGAUAAAAUGAGUUACAGAGAGACAUAUGGCCACUCAUUGGAAGUGGUCUUCCACGAAAAACUGAAGGCAAGCUAUCAUAGGACGUUUGAUCCAAACGAAGCAGACGCUUUUUAUAUACCCUUCUAUGCUAACCUUGCUUGUUUGUGUAGGACGUACAGUCGGUUAGAUGUGUCAAAGCUUCAUGAUGAACUUUGGAAAUUCUUAAACAACGCAUUGCCAUAUUUCAAUAAUGGGAACACGCUAAGACCUCACUUUAUGGCUCUAGGUCGGAUGGAGCGGGAGCACUGGGGUAGCAAUUGCCCGUUGCUACGCGACGAGGCGAGGACCUCUGCCAUCACUUUCAUUGGUAUUGAGCAGGAGCCGAGCGAAAAGACUCGCCGGUACUUCCAUCGAGAUGGCAAAGAGAUGAUCAUUGCUCCGUUUCCGAGCUAUGGGCAUUUUGAUUCAAAAGACACUUCCGCUCUGGUGUCUAGGGUCAGAAAGCGGCAGCAGAUCAAUGUCUUCCCGCUAGACGUUCGCGAAACAGAACGCGAUGUGUUUAUGCUUCUCGCUGCGAGUAGCAGGAAGGGCCAUGAUGUACGAAGUAUCCUCAAACGUAGGAUGAAGGCCACGUCUGAUCGUUACUCACAGUAUGCUUCGCUUGCAUCUCUGAAAGAUAUGCAAGCAGUCUGGUUCAAUACGCCAGAAUGCCAUCAGGACAUCCACUUACCAAUCAUUGACUGGAUGCGACAUUCUGUAUUCUGUCUUCAGCCACCGGGCUACUCAAACAUUCGCAAGUCUUUCUUUGAUUCAAUCAUGAGUGGCUGUAUUCCAGUUACUUUUCGAUCUAAACGAAGCCAUGUCAUUUACCCGUUUGAAAGGACGCUGGACUAUCGCCGUUUCACUGUAAAUAUCCCGAUAGACGAAGUCUUAUCGGGAAAGACAAAUGUUACCAAUAUUUUGAAAGGUAUCACCAAGUGGAAAAUUGCCGAACUUCAGACUGAACUCGCCGAAGUGGCGCCUAAAUUACAGUAUUCCUACCCACCAAUACGGGGCCCCGACUAUGAUGCCUUUGCCAUGAUCAUAGAGGAAAUGAACAGAAUUGCCGAGUAAGAAGGAGAAAAGAGGCAAUUUUUUUUAUUCAUGUUGUUGCAAUAUUAAAUGAUUAUCUGCACAACUAUUUUUUUUGGCAGAAGUGUUCUUGCUUGCAGUGUUCACAAGGAGACGGUUUCCUAAUUCCC